Molecule: messenger RNA, 8430 nt
Organism: Strigops habroptila (Kakapo)
Lineage: Eukaryota; Metazoa; Chordata; Aves; Psittaciformes; Psittacidae
Product: cullin-9-like
Exons: 43
Coding region: 259-7767 (2502 amino acids)
Biological process (GO): ubiquitin-dependent protein catabolic process
Molecular function (GO): ubiquitin protein ligase binding; zinc ion binding
Source: RefSeq, a predicted model, not a curated record
CCGUUCUGGUGCCCCGCCUCCGCGGCGGCAGGGGAAGCGGGGGGGCCGGGACCGCUUCACGCCGCCCUUGGCGGAGGCCGCGUCGCCGCCACGGGCUGUUAUCGAGAAACUGCCAGACAGUUCCUAGCUGGCUUGCUGCAGGCUCCAAGGAACGCUUAAUUGAAGGCAGUGCCUAGUGAUUCAAGCUCCACGGUGAGAGAGCCUUGAGCUCUAGGUGAACCUACAGUCUAAACAGGUAUAAAUGGCACGCUUCCCAUCAUGGUGAAUGAGAGGUGUAAUGGCAACCUGCUCGUGUCCCUGGGACCCAAACUGCAGGCCUACCCAGAGCAGCUGCUGCGGCAGCGGCGAGGCCACGAUGGGCAGCCCGAGUACCUGAUCCAGUGGAGAAUCAUCAGCCUGGAGGAGAGAGCAGCGGGCGGCAGCAGCGCCUCCUCUGCAGAGACCAAGCCGGAGAACAUCUCCAUGUGGAUGUCUGCAGAAGAGGUCUGUGCCAGCUGCCUGGCGCUGCUGGGCCAGAGGAAGCUGGAAGGGCAGUGUGUGACAGGGGAGAAGGCAGCCGGCCCGUCUGCUGCAGAUGUCCUGGGGGAUGAAGCCUCGCUGCUGGAGAUGAAGGCUGAUGUCAGGAGCCUGGUGCAGCGAGCUGGCCGGCAGAUGGCUGAGUCCAGGGCCCCCGAGUCCUCCAUCCUCAACAUCAUCCACGUGCUGAGCGCGUACGCCAGCAUUGGCUCGCUGGUGGGUGCCUUCAAGGAGACGGGAGCCCUCGACUUGCUGAUGAAGAUGCUGUGCCACAAGGACAAGCAAAUCCGCCGCAGUGCCGGCAAGAUGCUGAGGGCCCUGGCUUCGCAUGAUGCGGGGAGCCGGGCCUAUGUCCUGCUGUCCCUGAGCCAGCAGGAUGGCAUUGAGCACCACAUGGACUUUGAUAGUCGCUACACCUUGCUGGAGCUGUUUGCUGAAACGAUGUCCUCUGAAGAGCACUGCAUGUCCUUUGAGGGGAUUCACCUUCCCCAGAUCCCUGGGAAGCUGCUGUUUAUCCUGGUGAAGCGCUACCUGUGCGUCACUUCUCUCCUGGACAAGCUCAGCAGUGGCGUGGAGCAGGGAGGGGAGCAGCAGGCCUGCACUGUGCCCAGCCCGCUCCCUGAGGACAAGAGCCGUGUGAAGCAGGAGUUUGAGUUCAGCAUGGCCAUGGCAAACCUCAUCUCGGAGCUGGUGCACGUGAUGGGCUGGGGCCACAGCCACAAGCCAGAGCCACCGCCCCGGCAGGAGCCGCAGCCUCGCACCACCCGCUCCAUCUUCCAGCACAGGGCCACAUCCUGCACUGCCGCUCAAGCAGCCCCCGCUCCCGCACCAAAGGAGCCCGUCGUCUUCAAGACGCGCUCGGCCUUCCCGAGCCGCAGCAGCUAUGUGGAGUACGUGCAGGCGCGGCUGGUGCGGGGCAUGCGGGUGCGCAUGCUGGAGGACUACGAGCAGGUCAGCGCGGGCGACGAGGGCGACUUCCGCCAGAGCAACGACGGCACGCCGCCCGUGCAGGUGUACUGGCAAGCCCUGGGCUGUACGUACUGGGUUCACUGGCACAUGGUGGAGAUCAUUGGUCCUUCAAGGCAAGAGGAGCAUGAGGGCCAGGAGAAGGUGUCCGCCCUGGCACACAACUGCAAACCAGCAGCAGUUGCACAGCCGUUUUUCUGCAAGCCCUCUGGGGGGCUGUACUCCCUGCCUUACCUGGGGGAGCAGUCAGCCAAGGCUGCAGAGGCCCUGAGCCGGGCCGAGUGGUGGGAGCUGCUUUUCUUCGUGAAGAAGCUGGAGGCGCAGGAGCAGAAGGAGGUCAUGUGUAUCAUCCAGCAGGAGCAGGGAGAGCAGCUGCCGGAGGGGGAUGAAGAAGCCCUGAUCCAGCUGUCGGUACCUGUGGAGCUGGCCCAAAAGGUGCUGCACGUCUUGGAGAGGCGUUGCCAGGGCAGCGCUCAGCGUGACCUGCGCGGCUCCCACGUCUACGCCAAGUACUCCCUCAGCAGGGAGGCCGAGCAGGAUGGCGACCGGAGCACUGCGGUGUCCUCGGAGGGUGCUGGCUGCAGGAGCCCUGAAGCCACGGUGGCCGAGGCACCAAAGGAAGACCUGUCCACAGCUCCAGUGCUGCCCCAAGCCCCUGCUGUGGCAGUGAAGUCGGAUUCUCAGCUGUACAGCGAGCUCCUGGAGAGGGAAGGAGUGUCCCUCCCAGAGGUGACGGAGGAGCAGAGCGAAGCGCUGGGCAGCUCCGAGGGGCUGAGCGAGAGGGGCUCGCUGGCCAAGAUUGCAGCCACGGUGGAUGUGAUCCAGAGCAGCAGCUCCGAGCUGGGGCUGCGCUUGGCAGGGCUUAAGCACAUCCUGAAGAUCCUGGAGGAGGAGCCCGAGCAGCAAGGCAGCAAAGCCCAGAGCGGACUGGGGACCAGGAGUGUUGGGGAGAAGUUGGUGAAGGUGGCAGUGGAGCUGCUGGGCACGGAGGCGGCAGAGAAGGCCGUGGUGGUGGUGACGCUGCGUCUGCUGGCCGUGCUCAUGGCCAAGCACGACUGGCGCGUGACGUUCGCCAUGGAGGGCGGCGUGCGGGCCGUGCUGGCCUGCAUGCAGCAGCACGCCUCCUCCGCUCUGGUGCAGCAGGCUGGCCUGGCAGCCCUGAAGGUGCUGGUGGGAGCUGUGGCCGGCGAGCCAGGAGGUGCUGGUGGGAAACUCUUGCCCCUGAAGCAGGCUGACGCGCAGCUGAUUCGGGAGAUCUUUGCCAGCAUCGGCUCUGCCUCCAGCAAGGGCUCGGCGAGCCUGCUGAGUGCCAUCCCUGCUGCCCUGAGCACCAUGCAGAGCGUCCCCGGGGGCUCCUCGGGUGUGCAGAACGGCUUGCUGGUGGUGAACAUGCUGAUCGACGGCCACCGGGGCCUGGCGGAGCAGCUGGCGAGCUGCGAUCUCCCCGCGGUGCUGCAGAGCUGCUGGAGGGACGGGCAGAGCCCCGGCUGCCCUCACGCGACGCUGGCCCUGGGCGCCAUCAACCGCCUGGCGGAGCACGGGCUGCCCCUGGGCCCGCAGACCGCAGGCAGAGAGGCACCGCUGGACCUGGGGGACGUGCGGAGGCUUCUGAGCGGGCUGGGGGACGGCGUCUUGUCCAAGGACGUGGUGGUGGCCCUGGAGCGGCAGCUCUGCGGCGAAGGCCCCGUCCCCUCUGGCGCGGCGGCCUGGCUGCUGCAGGACCACCGAUGCUUCCGGCCGCUGCUGCGCAGCUUCGAGCUGCUGGGGGCAGAGAAGGGCGUGAGCCUGAGCAUCCUCAGGAUCCUGAACAAGAUCCUGGAUGGUUACCAGGAGGAUGUGCUGCCCUGGCACGAGUGUGUGGAGCCCUGUGUGUCCUCCCUGAGUGCCCACAGCAGCGACCGGGAGGUGCUGCAGGAGGUCGUUGGCUUCCUGCACCGCCUGGCCACCACCAGCAAGGACUGCGCCGUGGUGAUGUGCUGUGUGGGCACCCACGAGGCUCUGUCCAAAGCCCUGAACAAGCACAGCACGGCCCCGCCGCUGGCGCCAGCCCUGCUCGCCCUGGUGGGUGACUGCGAGAAGCACGCUGACAUCUCCAAGAAGCUGAUGACCAGCAUCUUGGCUGGCUGCAUCCAGCUGGUGCUGGGGCAGAUUGAGGAGCAUCGCCGGAGCCACCAUCCCAUCAGCAUCCCCUUGUUCGAUGUCUUUCUGCACAACCUGUGCCGGGGCUCCAGCAUGGAGGUGAAGGAGGAGAGGUGCUGGGAGAAGGUGGAGGUCUCUUCCAACCCCCACAGGGCCAGCAAGCUUACAGACAGGAACCCCAAGACCUAUUGGCAGUCGAACUCCAGCAGUGGUUCCCACUUCAUCACUGUGCACAUGCAGUGUGGUGUGGUGGUCAGGGAGAUGAGCAUGCUGGUGGCCAGCGAGGACUCCAGCUACAUGCCGGCCCGUGUUGUGGUGCUGGGGGGAGACAGCCCUGCCACCGUCAGAACCGAGCUCAAUGCGGUGACCAUCCUGCCCUCAGACAGCAGAGUGAUCCUGCUGGAGAACAUGAGCCGCUUCUGGCCCGUCAUCCAGAUCCGGGUGAAGCGGUGCCAGCAGGGCGGCAUUGACACCCGUGUGCGUGGCAUCGAGGUGCUGGGUCCAAAGCCCACUUUCUGGCCCAUCUUCAAGGAGAAGCUGUGCCAGCGGACGUUCCUCUCCUGCACUGCUCGGACUCAUGCCUGGUGCCAGGAGAUCUGUCGGGACCGGGGGCGACUGCUGCAGCUCUUUGGCAGGCUGAACCGGGCGCUGCGGCACGAGCAGAGCUUCGCCAACCGCUUCCUCCCUGACAAUGAGGCGGCGCGGGCCUUGGGCAGGACGUGCUGGGAGGCCCUGGUGACCCCGUUGGUGCAGAGCAUCACCAGCCCAGACCCUGACGGCGUCAGCCCCCUGGCCUGGCUGCUGAGCCAGUACCUGGAGAGCGUGGAGCCGCCCUGCUGCACCAGGAGCCCUGGUGCUGCCUUUGGUUCCCGUGUGCGGCGCCUGACCCAGCUCCUGGUGCACGUGGACCCCGGUGGCUGGGAGCCGGAGGAGGCGAGAGCAGCUGGUGGGAAGGAGGGGAAGAACAAGGAGGCACCGGCCAGGCCUGCGAAGGUGGUGGUGGAGAAGUCAAGCAGCCUGUGGGGCAUCUCGCAGUGCUGGCGUGGCGUGGUGCAGCAGCAGGUGCAGCGGUUCCUGGAGGCAGCCGGGCAGGCGCCUGACCUCGUGGAGCGAUACUGCGGGCUGUACCAGCGCCUGCGCGGCGCCACGGAGGAGCUCUUUGGGCAGCAGGCUGCCUUUGCGCUGGCCCUGGGCCAGGGCUUCGCAGGGGCUUUGCUGCAGCUCUCCUUCCUUACUGCCCUGCACGUCAGUGAGCAGUUUGCCCGCUACCUGGACAGGCAGAUCCAGGAGCUCCGCGGGGCUGUGGGCAGCACAGGGCCGCUGCAGCAGAUCCUGGAGCCCUUUGUUGUCUUCAGUGGCCUGGAGCUCGCCCACUCCUUCGAGCACUUCUACCGGCACUACCUGGGCGACCGGCUCCUGGUGCAAGGGCCAUCGUGGCUGGAAGGAGCCGUCGUGGAGCAGAUCGGGCUGUGCUUCCCCAGCCGCUUCCCCCAAGACAUGCUGAGCAACCUGGCCGAGUCGGAGGAGCUGCAGCGGCAGUUUCGCCUCUACCAGCUGCAGGAGCAGGACAAGCGGCUGCUGGAGCUGGACAUGGGCCUGGACGAGGCACUGGGGACGGCCUCGGUGGCGGAUGUGCCGGAGGUGACGGUGCUGGCCCUGUCCCCGCGCUGCUGGCCUGUUUCGCCGCUCUGCCACAUGGACCGGCCCCGGCGGUUGUUCUCGGCGGCGCUGAGCUGUCCCCUGGACGAGUUUGCCGACUUCUGCAGGCGCAGCCAGAGCCGGCUGGGCUGGGAGUGCACAAAGCCCUGGCGGUUGCAGUGGACAUGGCUGGGCCACGCCGAGCUGCAGUUUGGAGACUGCGUCCUCCACGUAUCCACGCUGCAGAUGUACAUCCUGCUGUGCUUCAACAGUGCUGAGGAGGUGGCUGUGGAGGCCUUGCUGCAGGUCACAGGGCUCCCUGCUGACCUGGUGCACCACGCCCUGGCACCGCUGACCCACGGCGAGGGCGUCCUGGUGUGGAGCCGCCCAGCGGGAGCUCCAGGCACGCUGCGGCUGAACCAGGCAGCCCUGGCCCAUGCCUCUGGCCGCCACCUGAGGCUGCUGCCCCAGCAGAGGUACCUGCGGGUGGAGAGGGCUGAGGUCAGCGCCCUGGAAAGGAAGAGGAACAUCCUCUGCUGCCUCAUCACCCGCAUCCUCAAGGUGGAGAAGCAGCUCCACAUCGACAACCUGGUGUUCAGGGUGAUUGAUGCCUGUCAGAAGGGCGAGCUGGGGCCAGGGCUGCAGUUCCUGAGCUUCUGCUGCCACAGCGUGGACGUGCUGUCCUGUGUGCUGCACCUGCUGAACCAGGGCUAUCUGCGGCGCCAGGAGGAGAGGCCUCAUGUCUUGGAAUACAUCUCUGCUGAACCUGUAACCCCUCCUGGGGGCCAGGCACAGAUGGCUUUCCAGAGCAGGCCACCGGAGGCAUCUUCAGAUGAGGACAGCUUAGACUGCCUGUCUCGGUUGAACCCUAGCAUUGGCAGUUCGGAGGAGUUUCUCAUGGCAGUGCUGCAGGUGCCAAGGGGGCACACGCUUAGUCCAGAGGAGGCAAAGCUGCUCAUGAACCAGACAGUACAACAGGUUCAGGAUGUUCUGAGCAUCCCAGAUGAUGUUGCACGGCACCUCCUCAUGCACUGCAGGUGGAAUGUGGAUUUCCUGAUCCAGUGCUAUAUGGAGAACCGUGAGACCCUCCUUAUCUCCUCGGGGCUGCAAGUGCAGGAUGCCCAGCCCCCUCCAAGCCCAGGGACCCACUGCCCAGUCUGUGUGAACCAGCUGUGUCCCACUGAAAAGCCACCAACCCUCUGCUGCAUGCACUACUGUUGCAAGCCCUGUUGGAGUGAGUAUCUCACAACUCGCAUUGAGCAGAAUAUGGUUGUCAACUGCACCUGUCCCAUAUCUGAUUGCCAUGCACAGCCGACUACAGCUUUCAUUUGUUCCAUUGUUUCCUCGGAGGAGAUUAUAGCCAAGUAUGAAAAAGCCCUCCUCAGAGGCUAUGUUGAGUGUUGCUCCAACCUGACAUGGUGCACCAACCCUCAGGGCUGUGAUCAGAUCCUCCUUAAGGAUGGAUUUGGCUAUGGGGCAGCCUGUUCCAAGUGUUCCUGGAUAUCCUGCUUUAACUGCAACUUCCCAGAGGCCCAUUAUCCUGCGAGCUGCAGCCACAUGUCUCAGUGGGUGGAUGAUGAUGGGUACUACGAGGGAAUGACAAGUGAAGCCCAAAGCAAACAUCUGGCUAAGCUCAUUUCAAAGCACUGCCCAAGCUGCCAGGCUCAGAUAGAGAAAAAUGAGGGGUGCCUGCAUAUGACAUGUGCAAAGUGUAAUCAUGGCUUUUGUUGGCGUUGCCUCAAGCCCUGGAGACCGACUCAUAAGGAUUAUUACAACUGCUCUGCUAUGGUGAGUAAAGCAGCUUGGCAGGAGAAGCGUUUCCAGGAUUACAAUGAGAGAUGCACUUUUCAUCAUCAUGCAAGGGAAUUUGCCAUGAAUCUGAGGAACAGCAUUUUUUCCAUCAGGGAGAUGCCAAAAAUUAGGACUUUGACCUUUGUUCUUGAUGCCUGCAAAGUGCUAGAACAGGCACGGAAGGUGCUGGCCUACUCGUGUGUGUACAGCUACUACAACCAGGACACUGAGAGCAUGGAUAUUGUGAAAGAGCAGACCGAGAGCUUAGAGCUGCACACUAAUGCUCUGCAGAUCCUUCUGGAGGAAACCUUGCUGCAGUACCAGGACCUGGCCUCUUCUCUUCAGCUCCUGAAAGCAGAGCAUUUCAAGGCUGGUUUGGAGUUGGUACACCAGAUCAAGGAGCGUCUCUUUGCAAUUCUCUGGCACUCCACACAGGAUUUCCAUGUUGGGCUCCAGACUUCGUCAGAUCCUGAUCAGAGAAAGGUGAAACUCUCAAAUGUGCCUGCUUCAGGCCCUGCCUGUGUAGGGCCAAAAUGUACCAUCUUAUGUGAUGACUCCAACAAAGAUGAAGGUGACAAAGAGGUUGAAUAUGAGGAGUAUGAAGAUGAGGAAGACUAUGAUGAUGAUGAUGACCUUGAUGAAGACAACUUUCUGUUCGGUGAUGAAUCGGAUAACCUUGAUUGUGACUCCUACUUUGAUGAUGAUGCCUAUGACUAGAAGCCACCCAGGCUGGACCUCUGCCUCUACCCUGACUCAACCUGUUUGUAUUAGUGUCUUUCCUCAAGGACAGGAACUCUCAGGUGGAACCAAGAAACAUUUCCUCUGAGGGCUACUUGUUUGGUGAUGUGCAGAAACAUUGCUCUGGACAGACAGGCUGUUACUGUGGCCACCUCUCAGAAAGAUGUCUCCUUGCCUUUCUCCCUUGUCUCAAUUUCUGCCCAUAGGUAUCUAAUUGAGUUAGAAGGUCACAGUCCAGCUGCAUCGUGAGGACUACUUGCUUCCUGCUAAAGGACUGUUUCGUGUCCUGGGGAGUGCUUUCCCCAAGGACUAGGCACAGGUGAGUGUGGCAUGUUGUCCUAGUAUCACACUGUCUAAUCCAGCCACUGUCUAGAAAUACUGUAAAGCAAUGUGUUUACACUCAAGUCAAAGCCUCCCAUCUGGAGCUGGUGGGAUUCCCUCCAGAGCCGCAAUGGAUGAGGUUCAGUGCAUUCCUCUUGGUGAUGAGGACAGCUUUUUUGCCGUUUAUGGAAGGAGUUGCCCUCCCUGCUGUGAAGCAGGAUGGGCUGCUACGAGUGGCACAAGUUUGCAGGACUGCUUUUAAGUGUAUAAAUAUACGCACGCACACAUAUAUCAAAUAUAUAUAUGCAGAGGUUGUUCAGA